AUGUAUACUAAAGUAUCACCAGCAAGUACUACUACUACUACCACUAUAUUCACAAUGCAUGACUCCAAUAAUACUUGGAAACAAGAAUACGACCCAAUAUUACAACAAUAUUAUUAUGUCAAUUUACUGGAUAAUUCCAUAUCAUUUGAUUCUCCUUGUGAAGUGAUUAAUCAUAAAAAGAGUACUACUAGUACUAAUACUAGUAUUAGCAAAUCAUUCUUUAUGCCAUUUAAAAGAUCUUCAAGUUAUACCAGUGAAAAAGAUUCCAAAAAACAAUGUAAAUUUACCAUAAACAAAUCUACUGCCACCACAGCUACAUCUACAUCUACAUCUACAACUGACAAUAAAAAAGGAUCAAAUUAUUCUCUUUAUCGUUGUCUCAGUUCUGCAUUAUCAUUAAAGAAAACUAAAUCAAAUGAAUCCACUAAUUCUUCAACUACAAAUACCAAUUCUCAAUCAAUGAGUAGUGAUACAUUAAAUGAAUCUACAACAAUAAUAACACCCACGGCAACACCAAGUGCUAGUAUGACUACGGAUAUAUCAGAAAUAAUUGAUCAAAAUACUCUUUUGGACGUUGAUGCUCAUAUAGAUGAUGAUUAUUUAUUGAAUAAUAAUAAAUUAAAUAAUUUUAAAAAUUUUGCUGGUACUAAUCAUAUGAGGAGGAAUUCAAAUGAUUCUUAUGAUAGUGAAGAACCAGAAUCAGAAUCAGAAGAUGGAUAUGAAGAAGAUAUACAAAUAUUUGAUUAUAAUUAUAUAUAUAAUCCUCAAGAUAAUUAUCAGAAUCCUAGAAUUGGAGGGUUUUACAAUUUUGAUUAUGAAGAAGAACAAGAGGAAGAUGACGAUAUUGAAAGAGAGAAUGAAAGAAGAGAAUUAAGAUUACAAAUGUUGAAAGAAUUGUAUUAA
Molecule: messenger RNA, 903 nt
Organism: Candida albicans SC5314
Lineage: Eukaryota; Fungi; Ascomycota; Pichiomycetes; Serinales; Debaryomycetaceae
Exons: 1
Coding region: 1-903 (300 amino acids)
Source: RefSeq, a predicted model, not a curated record